Molecule: messenger RNA, 1212 nt
Organism: Scylla paramamosain (green mud crab)
Lineage: Eukaryota; Metazoa; Arthropoda; Malacostraca; Decapoda; Portunidae
Exons: 4
Coding region: 1-1212 (403 amino acids)
Cellular component (GO): nucleus
Molecular function (GO): DNA binding
Source: RefSeq, a predicted model, not a curated record
AUGCCUGAUAAUUGGCGCAAUGAUAAAUAUGCUGGAAAAGACUGGUUUUCAGGUUUCAUGAAGCGACAUGGACAAGAACUCUCAAUUAGACAACCUGAAGCGACAAGUUUGUCCAGAGCUACAAGUUUCAACAAGCAUAAUGUAGAGUUAUUUUUCUCCAAGCUUUCUUCUCUCAUGGAUAAGUAUAAAUUUGAACCUCAAGACAUAUGGAAUGCUGAUGAAAGUGGAGUGACAACUGUUCAGAAACCUCGUGCAGUGGUAGCAGUUAAGGGCACAAAGCAAGUUGGCUCUCUUACCUCAGCUGAGAGAGGACAACUUGUUACAUUUUGUGUUGCUGUCAGUGCCAUUGGAGGGUCUGUUCCUCCCAUGUUGAUAUUUCCACGGAAAAACCAUGAUAAUUUCAUAAGGGAUGGCCCAGAAGGAUCAAUUGGAGCCUGUCACCCUUCUGGAUGGAUGACACAGGAUAACUUCUUACUGUUUAUGAAGCAUUUCAUUAAGCAUACAAAAGCAACUGUCGAGAAACCUAUCUUGCUGUUGCUAGAUAAUAACCAAUCUCAUGUUAACUAUACUCGCCGCACCGAAUAUUGGCCGGUGAGGCGGAGCUCGGGGAUUCCCCCAGUGGUGCUACAAUUGCAGCCCUUAGAUAGGUCAGUUUAUGGACCUUUCAAGCGUUACCUGAGUUCAGCUCAGAAUGACUGGUUACGGAGUAAUCCUGGAAAAAGAAUGACCAUUUACGACAUUCCUUCUCAAGUAAAAAAAGCUUUUCUGAGAGCUUCAACUCCCAUUAACAUCACGAGUGGCUUUAAAGUCAGCGGCAUCAGUCCUUUGAGUACAAAUAUCUUUGAUGACUGGGAGUUUGCUCCCUCUUCAGUAACGGAUCGCCCAGUGAGGCAGCAAUGUGAACAGGAUGCGGCCAAAGCAAUGCAAGAUGUCUCAGAGGUUUCAAAAUCGGUAGAUGAACAUUGGUUUUCUUCCACUUCUGCAUCAAUGGAACCCCAUCCUUCCUCUUCUACAGCCAGUGAACCCCUUCCUUCCACUUCAACUGCAGUAGGACCACAACCAGCAGUAGCUUCUUUCAUUACUGAUCAAGUUGAAACUGCAAAUGUUGAUGGGGCCUCUGAGGUACCAAGACAAUCCUAUGGAUUUAUAUUAAGUGAGGAUAUCAGGAUAUCAUGGGAUGCAAGGUCUCUUCUAAAAGAGAUAGCUGAUUAA